Messenger RNA from Dromiciops gliroides (monito del monte), 1410 nucleotides. RefSeq names its product tripartite motif-containing protein 43B-like. The record is from RefSeq and is a predicted model, not a curated record. Gene Ontology annotation, molecular function: protein binding; zinc ion binding. The coding region runs from base 1 to 1410 and encodes 469 amino acids. NCBI's taxonomy places the organism in Eukaryota, Metazoa, Chordata, Mammalia, Microbiotheria, Microbiotheriidae. The transcript has a single exon.
AUGGCUGCUGCUAGGGAAAAGCUGCAAGAAUUGCAAAGGGAAAUCACCUGUGGUGUCUGUCAGAGCUACUUCUCUGAGCCAGUCACCAUUGGGUGUGGGCACAGCUUUUGCCGAGCAUGUCUCUCCUUGAGCUGGAGAGCUGGAGCUGGAGCUUUCUCUUGUCCCGAAUGCAGGCAAGUGCCCCAGGUCAAAGAAUUCCCAGCAGUCAACAGGCGCCUAGCACAGCUGACUGAGGUGGGCAAAGAGCUCAGCGGCCAGCUUCUGCAGAGUGCUGAAGGACAGAGCCAGUGUGCCACUCACAAGCAAGUCCUCAAGCUCUUCUGUGAAGAUGACCAGACAGCCCUGUGUGUGAGAUGUUUGCAAAGCUCAGAGCAUGGGGCUCACAUGCUCUCUCCUGUAGAAGAGGCUGCUCCCAAAUUCAGGGAGAAGCUCCAGCACGUCCUGAGUCAGGUGGAGAAGCAUUUUGAAGAAGCUGCAACACGUCUCGAUCAGGAGGAAAGACCUGCUGUCGACAGUCGGAUGAUCACUUUGGAAUACCGCAGACUACACCAAUUCCUGAUGGAGGAAGAAUCCAGAUGUCAUGAAAGGAUAAGGCAAGAGCAAAAUGCACGCCAGGACAUGAUCUGCCAGUAUCGAAAAAGGCUUCAGACGGUCGUGGUGGAUCUGCAGGAAGCAAGUCACCAAGCCAAUGUGGACCUGCUACAGGAUGCCAGGCAGCUGCUGGCAAGGAGUGAGUCAGUGUUGUCCCAAAGGGCCGAGGCUCUCAGCCCCGAGAUGAGAGAAUAUCCCAUCCCUGGCAUGAUAGAGAUGCUGAACAGAUUCAGAGUGGACAUCACCAUGGAUCCUAAAUCAGCCAGUCCCUGUGUGACAGUUUCUGAGGAUCUCAAGAGUGUGAAGGCUGGAGAAGGCUGGAAGGUGGGCCCCGAGCAUGCUAAAUGCUUUCCCUGCCAUGGUGUGAUUGCUGAGCAGGCCUUCAGCUCAGGCAGACAGUACUGGGAGGUGGAUGUGAGCCAACUACCUCAAUGGGUACUGGGAAUCUAUACCUCCUAUUUGAGGAGAAAAAGGAGGAGGAAUGUGGACUCCUUCAACUCUGUGUUCCUGCUUUGCUUCUUCAAGAAAGAAGAUGAUUACUGUUUGCAAACAUAUCCAGGAUCACUGAUGCAUCGAGUGAAAGGGCCUGUGCCCAGAGUUGGGGUGUUCCUGGAAUAUACCGCUGGCACCCUUGCCUUUUACAAUGUUCUGCAACACUCCCUCAUUUACAGCUUCCAGUCUAUUCCCUUUACAGCACCUGUCUCACCCAUCUUUUCUCCUGGCCCGCCACUUCCAGGAACCAAGGCUGGUCCUAUGACUCUCUGUCCAGUGGACUCUCAUCUGGGGGCUUGCUGCUAUUCCUCCAGGGAGGGAUCCUGA